This is a messenger RNA of Homalodisca vitripennis (glassy-winged sharpshooter), 1334 nucleotides long. RefSeq lists its product as uncharacterized. The coding region runs from base 110 to 541 and encodes 143 amino acids. The transcript is spliced from 3 exons. The record is from RefSeq and is a predicted model, not a curated record. NCBI's taxonomy places the organism in Eukaryota, Metazoa, Arthropoda, Insecta, Hemiptera, Cicadellidae.
GUCCUAGUAGUAGUUUCGUGCUCAUCGCUUACACGCGUGUUAUGUGCUAACUGUGGCAUUCAGUGAACUUUACAUUCUAUUGGGAUAUUUCAGCAGUGCGACCAACAAAAUGAACUCGAGUUUAUCUCAAUCCUGGCCAGUGGCUGCAACAACUGCCGAGAAGACGUCAAACAUCGAUGACGCAAAAGACUGGGAGGAACCCAUACCGUACAUCGAUGACGAUAAAGACUGCAAGGAACCCAUGCCAAACGAAGACGGAGAAUUGAGCCAGUUAAUUGGCAAUGACAUAACUGCUGGAAAUGAGGAUACCCAGGGGAACUGCCCCACCGAACCGAUCUCAGACCCUGCGUCUUGUAGUGUACUUUUGGGAGAUUAUAAUCAGGUUCCGAUGGUGAAGACUUCAGAAAUUGAAGAACCACAAUGUAACUGGGAAUAUCAUAUUUGCAUGUGGAUAAUAUGUCUGGUGUGCUUAUUCAUUUGGCUCAUGAGUAAGAUUUUCAUCGAACCAUCAAAUCAACAGCACAAAAGUCAAUACGCUUAAGUAUUUAUUUAACGUAAAAAUGUCACUAUCAAAUACAGUUUAGUUUGAUAGUAAACUUAUAUUUUUGUAUAUUAUAACUUUUAAAUUCUUUACAUUUUUGAGAAUUUCUUAUUGCUGAAGUCUACAAUAUCAGAGCUCUUAAAAAAGACUUGUUUCUCAAAAAGGUUGUAUAAAACGCCACCUUAUAUGUGUUAGACUGCUUUGGUGUUUCUAUCUACCGUGGUCAAAUGCAUUCUUCUAGAGCACAAAGUUUUAUAUUCUAUCAAAAAAUUAAUAACUUUCACUGGUAUGACUUAUGUUAAAUAAAACCUAAGAUGCAAUUAAUUUCACAUACUUUACAACUGAAAGAACCUAUAUUUAUUCUUUAUAGAAACAAUAAUACACCAACAUUUAUCUUUUAUACAAGUUCUUUUAAAUGUAUUACGUGUAAAAACAUUAGGGAUUCCUGGUAUUUCCUUUUAAAGAACAGCAGGUUUUUUUUUAAUGAAAAGGGCUCGUUAAAUAUUCACCUCAGUGAAAACGUUGCUCUUUAAAUCAGACCUACAACACAGAAUUUAAUAAACAGUAAAUCUUCAUUUCUUCGGAAAGAACGGGUCCGUCAAAAUUCCUGACUUUGAGAAGUUUGAUAUUUUGAAAGACUAAGAUUUGACAUCAUCAGUUAAUGUGUAGAGUGGUAAUUCUAAGCAAUAUAUGGGUCAACCUCGAUUUUUCUCAUAUUACAAUAUAAUGUUCCAAUAGUCAAUUAGAAAAGGAAAUGACUAGAAUUUCUUGCCGGAAAGCAGUUAUAGGGAGC